AUGAAUAACUCUGCUGAAACGGUGGUUGGCAUAGCUGAAAAGCUCCUCAGGGAGAACGCUAUGGUCUGCAAAUGGAAAACUCUGCAAUCAACCCUUUUGGUGAUGUAUUGCAAUUGGAUUAGAACAUGGAAUCUGUCAAACAACUUCUUUCAUUAUGACAACUCAAAGAAAAUGGAGAGGCUUAACACUAGAUGGUCGACUCCGCCCCCCUCAUGGCUCAAACUUAACUUCGAUGGCGUCGCUCACAGUGGUGUUGCGAAGGGAGGAGGAAUUAUUAGAGAUAGCUUGGGCAACCUGAUUCUGGCCUAUGCGAGGAAUUUUGACUCUGUCUCUAGUAACAUGGUUGAAGCCCUUGCUCUCUUCUGGGUGUUUAAAUUGGCCCUCGACAUCAAUACUAAAAGGUUGAUCAUUGAAGGGGACUCUAAGCUAAUUAUUGAGGCGGCUAAAGGAGUUGCAGGGAUUAGCUGGACGAUCAGCAACAUUAUCAAGGACAUUUGGUCCAUGAUUAUCUGGCUUGAGGAAUUUCAAAUUCAACACAUUUACAGAGAGGGUAACUCAGUGGCAGACUCUUUGGUCGCGACGGGCCUUGAGUUAACUGGUAUGAGGUGCUGGAGACACCUUGAUUCUCUUUCUGACAGACAGAAGUCCCUAAUUGGGAGAGGCCGGAAUUUCUCUACUUGCCAAUGA
Cryptomeria japonica (Japanese cedar) is the source of this 687-nucleotide messenger RNA. RefSeq lists its product as uncharacterized. The coding region runs from base 1 to 687 and encodes 228 amino acids. Gene Ontology annotation, molecular function: nucleic acid binding; RNA-DNA hybrid ribonuclease activity. The record is from RefSeq and is a predicted model, not a curated record. NCBI's taxonomy places the organism in Eukaryota, Viridiplantae, Streptophyta, Pinopsida, Cupressales, Cupressaceae. The transcript has a single exon.